UGAUUCGUGGUGUGCCCUGACUUGUUUUAUAACACAGCGUUUUGCUUCUUAUAUUUCACCUCUGACAGCUUUUGCAAAGUUUUGAUUUGAUAGGAUAAGAACAGAGAGGGCAUUAGGACCAGGAGAAAGACGCACACAUUGCUUUGUAUUAUGUCUGGCAAAGUGCUUCCUGACUGAGUGCUGGAGCUAUGUGUGAAGCAAAGGCAGGGAUCGACUAGUUCUCAUCUGUUGAUCACAGUGAACUUGAAGCCUCAGACGGGGGAAAGCUGUCAGAUCUGCUCUCGGAGAUAAGGCACAUGAAACCAGACAGCUGUGGGAAACUUUGAAGAAGCAGGAAAUACUCUGGAAGGAAACUGUUAGAAAUGCGAUUUCUUUCUACCUAGAAUUUAAAAAGGAAAAACCCAAAACUUAAGCUAUUCCUUUCAUUUGCUUUGCUGACUGAGCCGGGACUCCAUAACAACGGACCUACUCCGUCUCACUGGAUCCAUGCUGCAUUUUACCACAGUAAGUGCAAUAUUAAUAGGCGUUUUCUAUUUUGUCUGUAAAUAGAGAGGAAAGCAUGAAACGGCAUCAGUGAAAUGUGAGGGGAACAAGAAAUCCUCUUGGCAGAUAGUGAAAACCAGCGCAUUGCUGCAACCCGAGGACUGGAAUCUGAGCGAGAUCCAAGUGAUGUUUAACAUGACAAUCUGUAUCAUUUUGUCACCAACAGUAUGUUCUUGAGGAAGAAAUGUAGAUAUGGAUCACGCAAGCUGCAGUUUCUGUUGCUGUUGCUGAUGCUGGGCUUUUUGCUGCUGAUGGUUACAAUGCUGAAUCCACCAGCCAGCAACCGGAGCAAGGACGGGACUUUCCAGCCUGUGGAGUUCAACCCUCGGGAAGGGCACCAGGUGGACUUUGCCGAGACCCAGGAGAUGCUGGAGACCCAGGAGGAGAGCCAGCAGUACUACCCCAUGGACGGGCUGUCACCAUUCAUCUCCCUGCGGGAGGAUGAGUUGAUCGCGGCCAUCGUGUCCCCCACGGGUCGAAGGAACCACAGCAAGGCCAGGAAAGGCUAUCGAAUGGUGAAGCAGCAAAGCAGGCGGCCGGAGGCAAAGGAGGGAGACCCCGAGUCCCAGCUCCUGUCCCUGCCUCUGGGGGACGGCAACGGGGCUGCAACGGGCGAGCGGCCGCUCGGCUUGGAAACCCAUGGCUUUAACGAAGCGCUCAGCGAGCGGAUCUCUCUGCGCAGGGAGCUGCCUGAGGUACGACACCCGUUGUGCCUACAGCAAGAAUAUGACCCCAGCCUGCCUACUGCUAGUGUCAUCAUCUGUUUCCAUGAUGAAGCCUGGUCUACUCUGCUGAGAACAGUGCACAGCAUUAUUAACACAGCCCCAAAGACCUCCCUCAAGGAUAUCAUCCUAGUAGAUGACCUGAGCCAGCAAGGGCCCCUGAAGUCAGCCCUGAGUGAAUACAUCUCGAAGCUGGAUGGCGUGAAGCUGAUCCGGAGCAACAAGAGGCUUGGAGUCAUCCGAGGUCGGAUGCUAGGAGCUGCACGGGCAACUGGAGAUGUGCUCGUCUUCAUGGAUUCACACUGCGAGUGUCAGAAGGGCUGGCUGGAGCCACUCCUGGCAAGGCUGUCCAGCAACCGAAACAGUGUCGUCUCCCCUGUCAUAGAUGUCAUAGACUGGAAGACUUUUCAGUACUAUCACUCUGUGAGCCUGCAUCGAGGUGUUUUUGAUUGGAAACUAGAUUUUCACUGGGAACCAGUGCCAGAGCAUGAAGAGAAGGUACGACAGUCUCCCACCAGCCCUAUCAGGAGUCCUGCAGUAGCUGGUGCAGUAGUUGCCAUGGAUCGACAUUACUUCCAAAACAUUGGAGCUUAUGAUUCUGACAUGACCAUGUGGGGAGCGGAAAAUCUAGAGCUGUCUAUAAGGACCUGGCUCUGUGGUGGCUCUGUAGAAAUCAUUCCAUGCUCCCGUGUUGGGCACGUCUAUCGAAAUCAUAUUCCCCAUGCUUUCUCCUAUGAAGAGGCCAUUGUGAGGAACAAAAUCCGAAUAGCAGAGACUUGGCUGGGUUCUUUCAAAGAGAACUUCUACAAGAAUGACACAGUGGCUUUCCUAAUCAGCAAGGCAGAGAAACCGGACUGCAGUGAGCGUCUUCAGCUACAGAAGAGACUGGGCUGUAGAAGUUUCCAGUGGUUUAUAACAAAUGUGUACCCUGAGCUCUCCCAGCCUGAAGACACACCAAGAUUAUCUGGCAAGCUUUACAAUACUGGUGCUGGCUUCUGUGCAGAUUACAGACCUGGAAGGGCUUUGGCAGAUGGUUCUAUCAAACUCUCUCCUUGCAGUAACAGCCUCACCCAGCACUUUGAAUAUAACAGCAUGAAGGAAAUCCGUCUUGGGUCUGUUCCACUGUUUUGCCUUGAUGUCAGACACGGGAAGGUUAUCCCUCAAAACUGCACAAAGGAAACAGAUAACAGUGAGCAGCACUGGGACGUCCAGGAGAAUGGAGUAAUUGUCCAUGUCCUUUCUGGCAAAUGCAUAGAAGCAGUGAAGAGUGAAGAUGAGAAGGACUUGUUUUUGUCCUUAUGUAACAAGAACACAAAUCAGCUGUGGCAAUUUGAACAUUCCCAAGGGCUACAUCAGAGAUAACUGCCAGGUCUGUGGGAAGAUCAAGUCUCCAAAAUCUAGCAUUAUUUCUCCUUUGGAUUCAAGAUAUGAGCGUUUACUACAAGGAAAAGGAAGAUGUUUGUGUUUGCUGUAGUAUACAAGGAAGCUAGGAAGGCCCUCCCUCAAAAGCCUGGCUCAAACAGUUGCUGCUGGUUCCUGGCUUUUCAGCUCUAGCUAAAAUUUCCAUUAUUCUGUAUAAAAGGAAUAAAGACACUGUGAGCAUCAAUAGGUUCUCAACUCUGCUACUGCAGAAAACAGUUCAGUUUACCAUUUGAAGGAAAUGUGUGAAACUGGCUGCCAGACAGCUUGUCUUCCAGCCUGUUCUGUGACAUCUGAGGAUACAGGAAAAUGAAUGUUAGGAAAACACUUGAAACUGUAAGAGGACAUCAGCCAAACAGGAGGGGAAUUUAAUCCAGUUGUACAGUGCACUCGACUCAUAUGAAACAAAGUAAGUUUUAUAUGUAUUAAAGUAGUAGAUGCUUUCAUGUGUAAUAGCUAAAAUGUUGUUUUCCAGCCUGAGCCAGAUUUCUAUCACCCGUAAGACAGCACAAUUCAUAAAUUAGUACUUAAUUAGGCACUAACUGCUUUAAUUGCUUUGGAAUACCAACAGUCCGCAGAGUUUGGCACACUCUUCCUCAUAUCCUUCUUCCAGAGUCUAACUGGAUGGGAUAAUGAGACUGAAUUAUUAACAACUUUUUUGUUUCAGUUUUCAUGAAAACUAAGAACAACUUUUAGAAAAACUUUUGUGGAAUACAGAAGAAAAUUGAAGUAGAUUUGAGAGUAGACUGGCAGCUCCCCUGCUUAUUGUGAAACUGAAAGUAUCGGUGACAUUCAUUUGUUCUUAUAAAGCUUUGGGAUGAGCUCAUUAUUACUGCAGUGACAAAAGUGCUGGUUGGAAAAAGCAAAAGAAAAGAAAUGACAGGUUUCAACACUGGCUAUCUAGAAAGAAUAUACUGAUAUACUUCUACUCACUUGCUGCCCACUGUACUAAAUAAGUCUUCUACACUGUGACUUUUAGCCAUGAAGAUCUUUUAGAUUGUUGCUGUCAUGGGUCUCCCAGCUGAUCUGCAAAAGGUAACAACGUGUAAUUUUCUAAAGAAGCUUCUUCUGUAGGGCCUGCAUCCCCACUGACCCCUCGUCCCUCACAGAGGUGGCUGAGAGUUCAUUUCAGGUAAUGAGAAUGGUCUCAGUAUGCACUAGCAAAGCAAACUUCUAUCCAUAUUUUGUCAGGGCAUUUGCAAUUUUGGAGUUAAAACAAGCAAUGACGACAAUUUCCAAGAGCCUUGUAGGACAGAAGAAUGAAAAUCUGGGAGUUUUCCCAUGUCGGCUCCACACCUGAUUUAUUGCAUAAAGCAAUCAUCUAUACACAUAUUUAUUAAGGGGAAAGGACAUUGUUAAUGAAACCUGAUGUUGAUUUUUUUUUCAAGAGACGGAAAGAAAAUCGCUUUCUUAUAAAAUGUGCAGCAUAUUGUGUGAGCUUCAGACAAAGGAAGGAACAAUACUCAGCUUAGAGUAUUCCAGUCCCCGGCUCUUGGUUAACCGUAAUACAUUUGUUUCAAGCGUACAAAACUGACUACAACAGAAGACAUGAGCAGCAUCCUGUGUUACGCUGUCCAAAAAAUUCCCCACUGAGGUCCCUCCUUGGUUUGAAUGCUGCAGUUGCCACAUCAUGUUCAGGCGCCACUCCAACCACUCUAAUUACCACUCAUGCUUUCUUUGCUAGCAUCAGAACCCAAAGCCAUUUGCUGCUAUGUCAUUUAAAGUUCCCCGUGACACUCUUGAAGAUGCUUCAGUUUUUAACUGAAAGGAUGGUAACAGAACAAGCGAUAUAUGAUCACUGCCAGAUCUAUGGUGAGAAAAGACACUCUCUAAAAUCACAGGAAAGUUGAGCAAAAUGCUGUUUCAGUGAAAUGUGAUUCCUUUUUUUUUUUUUUUAAUUAUGACAGAUUUUUUAAUUAUGUAUAAUUUAUUCUAUUUUGGACUCUACACUGGGAAUGUCAUUCCUUCAGCAUUUUGCUUCGUGUUUCAAAAGUGUUUGUACAAAUAUAACUGAUCACAAGUGGAAUUUAUCAUCAUGAGAAUGAAAAUACUUUUGUUUAGAGAGGAAAAGUUUGGCAUAAAAUUUAAAAGCUGUGGAAAUCCUCAUCUAAUACUACUUUUCAACAGAAUUAUAAAAGCCUAGAAAAUAACGUUUGCUGUAGAUAUGUGUACAAUAGAAUAAUGUUACAUCAUAUCUCUUCCAACAGUAAAAUUAAAACAUAUUGUGCCAAAUGAUUUAAUGAAUAAUUACUACUGUACUUUCUGUGUUCAGUAACAUAGUACAUGUAUGUUUGGUUUCCAAGGAGACUGCACUUCAGAGCACAUGACAGAAAGGAGCUACUGCAUGGUCCAAGAGGUCUCCGUAUGGGGACAGCAAAGGGAGAGGGCUUGUGGGCCAUAUAACACAGAACACUUCCCUCUAAUAUAAACAUAACCUGUUAUGACACACACCCCCCCACACACAAACCAACAAAACAAAGAGAAAACACCUAUCUCCUGUUUUGCCUUGUUUCCUUCCUGUAUGCUUUUUAGAUUGGUUGGUUGGUUGUACCAACACCAUUUUCCCAUGGUGGCCAUUUACUUUGCCUCUUUUGUCACAUCUAUGAACUAGAUCCUUCUCCUCAAGUAGGUUUCACAGAGAGUUCAAUAAAAGGUCUCUGUUCUGGGUGCCAGUUUAUUUUCUUCACUACGGCACAUUUUUCAUAGCACACAGACAGAAAGAGAUGCUUUGAGCAUCACAAAACACGGAAUUACUUUUAGCUCUUUAUUUAGACAGGGACAACAUUUCAGGUUCCUCUAAUUCCCACUGACAGGAGAGAAAUGUAAUAACAAAAUGUUUCAGGCAAAAUGGCAUAGAAGCGUUAACUCCCAAGACCUCUGCAGCAGAGCCUCAGGCAAGAGCAAAGGAAUUCCAGCACAACAGGAACAAACGCCUUGUAUUCUAACCCCAUCUUUUCUUUGAAUUUGGCAGCCCAGGAAUAAUGAAUGCUUUGAGCCAAAACCACCCAUGAAGAUGAGUUAAAAGGUCAGAUUAAAGAACAGGUCACCUGUCUGGUGAUGCUUACUAAGUAACCAGGUUUCCGCCUCUUCCAGCUAAUUGGAAAUAGAAUAUAAAGGUCUGAAGUAUUACUUCACUUACUUUAAAAUGUAGACCCAGUGAUGAAGUCAGUACCAGCAGGAGCCUGGGGUUCAUCCUGGUAGCUGAGGUGUCACCACUAGCAUGGAGAAAUGGAACCGCAGCAUUUUAAUAUGCACAUUAACCUCAAGUUUGAACAAGGGGAUGAACAGAGCAGCCUCCACACCAAAUCCAUUAGUACAGAACUGAUCAGGGCACCUCUCAGUCCAUGUGCAAGUGCCUCCAGGUCCUUUGUGACUACAGAUUUCUCCAGGAUGGAACAGGGCUAUGCUGAGGCAAUCAAGGCAGCAGCCCAGAUUUCUUUUCAUGACAUCUGGACAGCAAAGUGAGUGAGAGCUUUCAGUUUCCUUUUUUGCACCUUGUAUCUCUUUUUAUCUCCAGCAGUUUGAUUCAGACUAUAAAGAUAUCAGAGACUCUUACACAAGAGAGUCAAAAAAGAGCAUGUGCAAGUAUUCUCAACUUCUCAGCUUACACUUUUAAUCUAUGCAUACCACACUGUUUCUGCCCUCAAUAGAGCAUACCAGUGCACAGUGAAAUGUUUUGUUUCUAUUCCUCUUCAUUAUGAUAUAAUUGAUGAAUGCCUCUUCUUCCUUCUGCAGCACAGUGGCUGGUCUGCAGACAAGCCUCGAGCGACAAUGCUUUCAGUUAGGCACCACUCAAUGGUCUAAAAGAAACCCACCAACAUCUUAGAGGGGGCCGAUUUUACAGUCCUUUGCCUCAUUUCUGUCAGUCGCAGGGGAAGAAUUGGAAUAGGACUACAGGGGAGUAGAAUCUCUGCAAAGCGCAAUCUCUGGCACACCAUCCGCACAGCUUACAGGUGCUUUGUCACCAGGUGCUUUGGAAUAGAGUACUGCUGAAACAACCUGCUUAUGUGAUAGGAGGCACAGUACUUUUGCUACCUUUCUAGCUACAAAUGGUGGAUUUUGUAAAACAGCAGCUCACUUGUAGAUUAUUAUGCACAAGACACAGCAGAAUUCUGAUGACAGAAUGUCAUGGAACCAUGACACAGAGAACAGACACAGGUGUCAGGAUUGUUAGUGAAGUUCUCUCUUUUGGCUUGAACCUAAAUGAUGCACAGAUCAACCUAAAAGCUGAAUGCAUCAUUCAGUUUCUAAGGAGCUG
Centrocercus urophasianus (Greater sage-grouse) is the source of this 6942-nucleotide messenger RNA. RefSeq names its product polypeptide N-acetylgalactosaminyltransferase 15 (gene GALNT15). The transcript has 10 exons. Gene Ontology annotation, cellular component: Golgi apparatus. NCBI's taxonomy places the organism in Eukaryota, Metazoa, Chordata, Aves, Galliformes, Phasianidae. The coding region runs from base 711 to 2627 and encodes 638 amino acids. The record is from RefSeq and is a predicted model, not a curated record.